Schistocerca gregaria is the source of this 1950-nucleotide messenger RNA. Its product is annotated as methionine synthase reductase-like. Gene Ontology annotation, biological process: homocysteine metabolic process. Bases 24 to 1427 code for a protein of 467 amino acids. Gene Ontology annotation, molecular function: [methionine synthase] reductase (NADPH) activity; FMN binding; flavin adenine dinucleotide binding. The record is from RefSeq and is a predicted model, not a curated record. Lineage: Eukaryota; Metazoa; Arthropoda; Insecta; Orthoptera; Acrididae. The transcript has a single exon. Gene Ontology annotation, cellular component: cytosol.
AGUUGGCUGAGCAAGACGACAAGAUGCCGUCGAUCGUUACUUCAAAAACAAAGACCAAAGGCCCUACAGCACCUGUCAAAGUAUAUAGACACAUUUCUAAGUUAGAGUUUUUAAAUUCCGAAUUGCCUUCCCCGUUCGCAUCACCGUUCUACUAUGACAAUUCGAUGUACUCCAACUCGCCACCCUUCACAAAGGAAACUCCAUUUAUGGCUAAUCUGGUUAGAGCAACGUAUCUCACAUCGGAAGAUGCAGAGAAACAAGUGAUUAAAAUGGUACUAAAUUUGAAAGGCUUGGGCGCGGACUUUCGGCCAGGUGAUGCCAUUGGUAUUUUGCCAAGAAACGAUCCUAAAAAAGUCGAGCGUUUGAUCUCCCUUCUCAAAUUGAGCCAUAUGAAGGACAUACCUUUUAUCAUUGUACCGAAAGAUUCAAAUGCGUCUGAAUCUACACCAGCCUUGCCGAAACAUAUAAAAACUCCGUCAACGCUGCAACAGGCGCUUACUUACAUUGAUAUCUCUGGAAUAGCCGGAAAGAGACUCCUCAUGACACUUGCUUCCUAUUGCUCCGACAGAGCAGAUCACGACGAACUAACCCAAUGGGCGACUUGCAGAGAAGACUACAAUGAAUUUGUCGAGAAAAGACGUUUUAACGUUCUAGACGUACUUGAAGAAUUCACGUCAUGCGAACCUGACAUCUCGCACUUGUUGGAUUGUCUUCCCCCCCUGAUGCCGCGCUACUUUUCAAUGACUGACUAUUCAGAGGCAAACUCCGAGUUUUCCUUUGUAUUUUCUGUAGUAGAUUUCGCCAUACCUAACACAGAGAAGAGGUUCCAGGGGGUAUGCACGAACUGGUUAGCAGCGCUGGCAAAUUCACGUAUAGAGACGAAAGAAAAAAACAAGGAAAUGAUUGCAAUUCCAAUUUUUAAAAAGCCAAGCUCAAAUUUUACAUUGCCCGAAGAUCCGACUAGGCCGAUUAUCAUGGUAGGCACUGGGACGGGUGUUUCGCCCUUUGUGAGCUUCCUAGAGAAAAUACAACAAGAUAUGUCGAACGGAAUCAAAGUUGGUAAAUGCAUGUUGUUCGUUGGAUACCGACACCCCUUGAAAGACUACCUUUUCAAAGAAAAGCUCGAGGCUUUUCAAAAGGCAGGGGUGUUAGAUAGCUUGAUUGUUGCGUUUUCUAGACUCGAAGAUCGCAUUGUAUACGUUCAGCAUCGAAUGCAAGAGCAUGAAUAUGCUAAUGAACUCUUUCAGCUAAUGUACGCACAAAAUGCAAUUUUUUAUAUUUGCGGAGAUAUAAAACAAGUUGUUCCAGGCAUAAGAGAAGCGUGGACCAAUAUAUUGGUCUCUCAGGGCAAAACGAAAACAGAGGCGAAAGAGUUACUUGCUCAGUGGAUUGAAUCAAGGCGCUAUAUUUUGGAUAUUUGGGGAUAGAGCGAAUCCGCGCAAAAAGUUGCCAUUGUGGGAAAAGCUGUUCUAGACAAAAUAGGCUCAGAUUGUGUGUUCCAUGACUUGAAUUUUUUUGUAAGUCUGUACAAAAAAUAUUUUAGUGCAUUCGCCGUAUUAUCAUCUAAGAAGAGCCCUGCGCAAAAUCUCAAGAAGACCUGGACUAUUACGUGCUAUGGCUCAAUGGGUUUUUUUGCUACAAUACUUCGUCACUUUGUCUGUUUAAAAGACAGCAAAGAGGUCAAAUACGCCUCCUAAAAACCGAUGAAUGAUGCUGUAGUUUGGGCGAAUAAAACACAUUUGACACAGCUACGACGACAUACAUAACUCGAAUGCUAAAUGUUUAACGCGCGAGUCCUAAAGGUCAUUUGUGAUGGAGGAUUGUAGAAUUUACGCCGUCAUUCAUUAUAUGAGCUCCCUUGAAUUGGUCAUCCUGUCAGCUGUUUUAUAAUAGACGAGCUUUCAGGGCCACGAAGGCGCAUGACGUGAUUUGAAGUUGAUGGUUGAUCUG